This is a messenger RNA of Funneliformis mosseae, 165 nucleotides long. Lineage: Eukaryota; Fungi; Glomeromycota; Glomeromycetes; Glomerales; Glomeraceae. The record is from the annotation of a GenBank genome assembly.
AUGCCAAAAACUUCGAAUGGGAUCUAUCCUAUAGCAGCUUCUCGAAGAAGUCAACAGGAAGCGCUAUGUCGUUAUGCCACCAGGGUAUUCGACAUAACAUUCAUGAUUGUAUCAUGUAUGCAUUAUUUUAUGGCAUUAUUAUCAUCAGUUGUAGCUGGUCGUUAG